AAAAAAUCCUCAUUCAUUAUUAACAUUUAAUGAUAAUUUUCUUUAAAAACUGUAUUUUUCCAAACUUUUUAGGCUAUAUAAGUAAAAAACUAAUUAUUGGCUGCAUAUGUGGGAUAAAAAAGAAAAACAGCACGGUUGCUAGGGGCAACCACAUAAGCACAUCUACGAGUUAUGAUGAUUCUCGGAUGGAUUUUUCAGUCGCUAUUCAGAUGAACUGGGUCUCGGUCACAGGUGCAUAUCUGGACUCUUGUUUGCUUUUUUUUUUAUUUUUUGCUUUUUUUUUUUUUCUCCACCAGCUCUGAACUCAUUGACUCAGCCAGCCAAUCAGAAGGAAGAACAAACCCCUCACAUCUCUCCUCCCAUCCUCCACAUCCACAGCUCUAAUUGGCUGCUGCGUAAAUCAAUUUCCCCCAAUCCUCUAUCUGUCUGAAUAUAUGCUUGUUGGAAAUCUUUCCCUCCCACUGAUAUCUAUGUGAUGCUCGACGUAGUGUCACUCACUGAUCACACACACAGGGGGCUGCAUUUAAAGCCUGGGAGACUUGGAGGAGAGAGAAGAGGCUGGUGCUGAUGCAGGUUUAAAAAGGCAACAAAACAACCCAAAACAACUCCCAUCAUGAGUCUGAACUACGCAUCUGUGGCUCCUGCUCAGAGGUCCACGUCGUUCUUCAUCGAGGACAUCUUAUUGCACAAACCCAAACCUCUGAGAGAGGUCAUCCCGUCGCCCUUCUGCAGCUCUCUGGCCUCCAGGAUGCCCAUCCUGGAGUACGGAUACCCGCUGAUGCCAACUCCGAUCCUGGCUCCACAUCCGCACCAUCCUCUGCACAAGCCGGAGCAUCACCACCAGUACUUCUUCACCUCUGGGAUGCAGAUGCCAGCCUUGUUCCAGCAUCACGCGGAGUUACCUGGGAAACACUGCAGACGCCGGAAGGCCCGGACGGUGUUCUCAGACUCGCAGCUGUCCGGUCUGGAGAAAAGGUUCGAGAUCCAGAGGUACCUGUCCACACCGGAGAGAGUCGAGCUGGCCACGGCGCUCAGCCUGUCAGAGACACAGGUGAAAACGUGGUUCCAGAACCGUCGGAUGAAGCACAAGAAGCAGCUGAGGAAGACUCAGGACGAGAGGAAGCCUCCUGGAGAGAUGGAGAACUCCAGCGAGGGAGAACUGACCGAGAAGAGCUCCGAGGAGCAGAAGCAGCAGCAGCAGCAUCUCGGAGGACUGCAGGAGGACUCCUACCUGCUGGACGAGGACAACGACGACGACGUGGACAUCGAGGAGGACAUUAUCUCUCCGGAUCAUCUACUAUAGUACAGUAGGCUGCACGGCUGUUUCCAUCUGCGGCAGACUGUCACUCUGUAAAUGUACUGUAGAUAACACUGAUAACCUUCCAUUAUAAAUAUAUAUAUAUAACCUAAAUUAAUGUUUUAAAAAUAAUGUUCAUAUUUAUUCAAACAUGCAAAUUGAUUUUUAACAUUUUUAUUUCCUCUGUAAGUGUUGUUAUGUCUGACAAA
Sebastes umbrosus (honeycomb rockfish) is the source of this 1506-nucleotide messenger RNA. It is a transcript of the gene bsx, whose product is annotated as brain-specific homeobox. The record is from RefSeq and is a predicted model, not a curated record. NCBI's taxonomy places the organism in Eukaryota, Metazoa, Chordata, Actinopteri, Perciformes, Sebastidae. Gene Ontology annotation, biological process: regulation of DNA-templated transcription. The transcript is spliced from 3 exons. Bases 614 to 1303 code for a protein of 229 amino acids. Gene Ontology annotation, molecular function: DNA binding; DNA-binding transcription factor activity, RNA polymerase II-specific.